Molecule: messenger RNA, 1806 nt
Organism: Pantherophis guttatus
Lineage: Eukaryota; Metazoa; Chordata; Lepidosauria; Squamata; Colubridae
Gene: BPHL
Product: biphenyl hydrolase like
Molecular function (GO): serine hydrolase activity
Source: RefSeq, a predicted model, not a curated record
UGCCCUGGAUUGAGAAAAAGACCGGAGAAGAAUGCGGCCCCUUCCCUCCAAAACUGAAGUCAACGAUUGCGGCAAUUGGUGGGUGGGCUUUUGAGUGAAAAGCCUAUUGCCUUAUUCCGCCCCCUUGCAGCCACUUUUCCUGGGAACCGAUAGAGCAGCAACGAAGGCGGAGCCGCCAAAACAGACCGCGGGGAAGGAAGGAAGGAAGGAAGGAAGAAUGACUCGACUUGCAGGCGCAGCGCUUUGGCGGCUGCGGCGCCUCUUCUCGCACCUCUCCCGCUCUGCAACGCUGGCAGCGAUCCCGAGAUCGACGGCUGCCUAUAGCACUGCUAUAACCUCAGCGAAAGUAGAAGUGAAUGGCGUCCACCUGCACUACCAACAGACUGGAAAUGGAAAUCAUGCUGUCCUCCUACUCCCUGGCAUGUUAGGCAGCGGUCAGACUGAUUUUGAUCCACAGCUGAAGAAUAUGAACAAGGAGAUUUUUACUGUUGUUGGCUGGGACCCUCGAGGAUAUGGAAAAUCAAUCCCUCCAAUUCGAGAUUUUCCUCUAGACUUUUUUGAAAGAGAUGCAAAAGACGCUGUUGACUUGAUGCAGGCACUGAAGUUUCAGAAGUUCUCUUUGUUGGGAUGGAGUGAUGGUGGAAUAACUGCACUCAUUGCAGCUGCAAAAUAUCCAGAAUUGAUCCACAAAAUGGUGGUUUGGGGAGCCAAUGCGACCGUUACAGAAGAGGAUGUGAAAAUUUACAAUGGUAUCCGUGAUGUUUCAAAAUGGAGUGACAAAACAAGAAAACCUUUGGAAAAAAUGUAUGGACAUGAAUAUUUCAGCAAAACGUGUUCAGCUUGGGUAGAUGGAAUCUCCCAGUUUGUGCAAAAAUCAGAUGGUGAUAUCUGUCAGCAUCUGCUGCCUCAUAUUAAAUGCCCAACACUAAUUAUACAUGGUGAGAAAGACCCAUUGGUACCCCGUUUUCAUGCAGAAUACAUCCACAAGCAUAUCCAAGGUUCACGGUUACAUUUUAUGCCUGAAGGAAAACAUAAUUUACAUCUACGGUUUGCGGAAGAGUUUAACAAAAUGGUAGAAGAAUUUCUUGUGUAAAGCACCUACUUCUUUGCUGUUCCUGAAAGAUUGGUAUAGUUCAGCUGAAACUGGCAACAAUGAACUGCAUUUUUAAGGGAAAGAGUGCAACAAGGGAACUUACUUUGUUUGCCCUACCCAUCUUUUCUCCAAAUGGGAGCAAAACUGAUGUAUGCCAACAAUUCUGGGAUAUAGAAAAUGAUUAAAAACUGCUAGAGGUGGGAAUAUUAUCUCAAAAGCUUUGGAGAAAUGUUAAGGGAGCCGCAUAAGUUUCAAUAAAUACUUUUAUUGCCCAGAUUCAGUCUUGAAGAAAAGCACAAACAGAAGUCAUUAUUCCAAAAUGCAUGCCUUGAUACAGAGUCCUCAACAUUGAACACCACACAAAAGCCAUUGUAGAAUUUUACUGCGGACAUUCUUGAAUGUUUACACAAUGCACAAAAGAAAGCAACGUAAGACAGUGCCACAGAAAACAUGCUCAAUUCCAGCUGUCUGAAUUCAUGCCUGCUCUGCUAGUAUUCUAGUUGCCAAUUGUGCUCGUUUCUUCCUCAAAAUCUUAAGGUUUUUUUUUUUAAAGAUAAAGGCUGAAGACAUGAUUUGGAACAUACAGUGAUUCCGAAUAUGAAAAAAAUACCUUAGUUCGUAAAGUGAGAGGGAAUAAGCUCCUAACAUUACAAGCCAAUGAUUUCCUGUAUUACAAAAAAAAAUAAAAAAUAAAAAAAAAGUUUUAGAAUCCA